Molecule: messenger RNA, 195 nt
Organism: Protopolystoma xenopodis
Lineage: Eukaryota; Metazoa; Platyhelminthes; Monogenea; Polystomatidea; Polystomatidae
Source: the annotation of a GenBank genome assembly
GGCGGUCUCGUUGGGCAUCUGGCCACUCUGGAAAUUUGCCACACCGGUCCUCUCUACUCUGGCUCUUCUGCUCAUUCCGACCACUCUGAUGCUGAACGCCAAAUGGCCUGGGAACGUGGAGAGAUUGAUUAUACUGGCUCUGAUCGUUUCACUAAUAUUCGAUCCAAAUUAGACGAUGCACUUAAACUUCCCUAG